AUGCCGGGCCGUGGCACCCCGGUGGAAGAGGAGGACCCGUCGGGCGGCGCGCUAUCCGGCAUCCCUCUCAUCAGGAGGGGUCGGGCUCUCUCCGGCGACACGGGUCUGAAACACCUGCGUCGGCUUCCGGAGAGCGCCAUCGCGCCCGUGCAGGCGCCGCCGACGGACGAGGCGGUGCUCGAGCGCGUCUCCGCCGUGCUGCGCCGGCACCCCUCGUUUGCGCGCCAGAUUGUCAAGCACCUCAAGACGGCCGGGCCUUCGCCGCCGACCACGCCUCCGACCACGCCUCCGGGCGGGGGCUCGCCGUCGCCGUUCAAGGUGGUGGAGCGGCGCGCGUGGUUCUCGUCGCCCCUCUCCGCCUCCCGCUCCAGCGGCGGCGCGACGACGCCCGCAGCCGCCUCUGCGACCGGAAGCGGCUCCGCCUCGAUUGGCAAGACGGGCCGGUCGACGAGCGCGGUGGAGGGCGCGCCGUCGACGCGGGGGUGGAGGCCAGUGUGGCGCCGCUCCUUUUACGUCGUGACCACCCUCUCCCUCGUCGCGCUCUCGCGCCAGGUCUACACGGAGCGGCGGAAGCGACUCGAGUACGAGACGCUCAAGGCGCGCAGCCGGACGUUUGGGCAGGCCGUGCGCUCGGCGCUGACGAUGCAGACGGGCCUCAUCGUCGUCAACCUCGUGCUGGCGGCGCGCGGCGUGCAGAUCUGGAGGCUGAUCCACAACCUGCAGGUCAUCGAGUGGGUCCAGCGGCUUGCGCCCGCGAUGCCGGUGACGACGCGGGUGGUCGACGGCGUCAAGGCAACAGUCGGGACGUAA
Molecule: messenger RNA, 810 nt
Organism: Emiliania huxleyi CCMP1516
Lineage: Eukaryota; Haptophyta; Isochrysidales; Noelaerhabdaceae
Exons: 2
Coding region: 1-810 (269 amino acids)
Source: RefSeq, a predicted model, not a curated record